This is a messenger RNA of Suillus plorans, 678 nucleotides long. RefSeq lists its product as uncharacterized. NCBI's taxonomy places the organism in Eukaryota, Fungi, Basidiomycota, Agaricomycetes, Boletales, Suillaceae. The annotation marks the transcript as partial. The record is from RefSeq and is a predicted model, not a curated record. The transcript has a single exon.
CAGUGCCAGUGACUAAAUGACACGCUUACUAAAAAUAGAAAGAACCGGAAUUGCCAGUCUCUCUGGAACUUCCUACUACAAAGUCUAGUAAGCCAACCGAUCAGUGCCAGUCCUGAACUCGUGGUUCCACGCGUCCAUGGUCGAAUCAGAAAAUGACCCAGGCGACAGCGCUCAGGUAAAGGCUCAUUGGCAGAUAUGCCGCCGAGGCCUCUUGAAGACUUGUCUCUCGUGUCCAUUCUGACUCUUGCUCCAAGCUACUAUGCUUCUUCGUUGCUCGUUGUAUUCGCUGCAUCUCGUUGUUUCAUCUUUCACCCGACUCGACAUACUUCAACAUUUCAGUCCCUACGAACCGUCGCCUCUGUUUCCACAACGCUCUCGAUCAUCUCCCAUGGCAGUGGUUGUUUGCACUAUGAAAUACACCAGACUGUACACCUCACCUUCGUCUAUUGUACAAACAGUCAUCGGAAAUAUGGAAAUACAUGCCCAGAAACCUGAUUCACUCCUGUCUUCUCCUAUCACUCAUAUCUGCCCAAAUCGACUCGCAGAACUUCACGUUGGAGUGGGGCACCCCCAGGCAAGGGGUGCAGGAACAGGGGCCAGGUCGGAGGUUCGAGUAGCUUAGUCAGCCCAUGUGUGCCAUUCAGGGCGCGGCAGUAGACAGAGACUCUCAUCCCAUUC